AUGAAAUCAUUCAUCACUCUCACUACUACUGCCCUUGGUUUGUUCGCAGCCAGUGUCAGUAUCCAAUUUGCUCAAGCAAGGACUGCAAUCGAUACCGUUGCAUUGAUGCCCUAUGAAUCCUACCAGUGUGCACAUGAAGAAGGCUAUGAAGGUGCUGCCAUAGGCUGUUACGAGGAAAAUGAGUCUUUAUCCGACUGCCCUACCAAUUAUUUUCGUGCGCGAAGUGCCGGAUUUAAAGAUGUGGAUUUGUCUCUGCGUCCUUGCACUCAUAGAGGCUGCAAGUCCGCCGAAGAACAAGUGCAAGAAUUUACUAGGUUUGCCAACACAAACAAAAUGGGCUACCGAUACUUGUGGUUACAUGUCACGUCUGGAAAUUGGAUUUCACCCCAAGCUACCUUGAGUGAUUUUAAAAAGGCAUUAGAUACUGCAUCUGAGAACACGCUUUGGGAUUGGGGUGUUUUUACGAGCGCUAAGGAGUGGGAAGAGAUAACCGGAUCGUCUAGUUUCGAGCUAGAUCCAUCCGUUCCACUUUGGUACGCUAACCACGACGAUCAGCCGAAUUUUAACGAUUUUACUUCGUUCGGUGGCUGGGAUAAACCAUUCGCAAAGCAAUACUCCAAAGAUUCUGAUAUCUGCAGUGCCACAUUUAGCCAGAGCUACUACGAAUAA
Messenger RNA from Zychaea mexicana, 669 nucleotides. RefSeq lists its product as uncharacterized. Gene Ontology annotation, biological process: signal transduction. The coding region runs from base 1 to 669 and encodes 222 amino acids. Lineage: Eukaryota; Fungi; Mucoromycota; Mucoromycetes; Mucorales; Lichtheimiaceae. The record is from RefSeq and is a predicted model, not a curated record. The transcript is spliced from 5 exons.